Molecule: messenger RNA, 8895 nt
Organism: Drosophila eugracilis
Lineage: Eukaryota; Metazoa; Arthropoda; Insecta; Diptera; Drosophilidae
Gene: Rbp
Product: peripheral-type benzodiazepine receptor-associated protein 1
Exons: 19
Coding region: 445-5919 (1824 amino acids)
Biological process (GO): neuromuscular synaptic transmission
Molecular function (GO): protein binding
Source: RefSeq, a predicted model, not a curated record
AUGGGGUUAACAGAGAGAACGGGGCUCUGUUAGUGGUUAACAGGGUAAAGUAAUAGUAAAUCGUAACUAACAGCCCCAGAGCAUGAACUUACCCACUUGCAACCCCAAAGGAGCCCGUGAGCGGGAGAAAAUUACCCGUUUUUCAGUGUCAUUUCACAGAAAAAUCGAUUCCCCGCACACUGGGUACUGGGCAUUGGGUUCUGGGUUCUCUGGGCCACUCUGCUCUGGCACACUGAGCACCGAGCUCUGGCAGUUGGGUAGAAAUCAGAGUACAAACCAGCAGCGCGACCGAGAUGACCCACUUUUCGGUUUUCGCACUGAGACCCAACUGCUACCCACAGAAAGUGGACAACUAGGCGGAGUUUUUUUCUAUAUAAGUAGCAGUUUAAACGAUCGCGUUUUUCGGAUAAUUAUGUACAGCCUACGUAGCCUAGUGUAAACUCUAUGCAUUUAUGUGAAUUUCCCAGCGCAAACGUGGAAGACGAAAACAGGCGACCUGAAAAAGCAGCAGCAGCAGCAGCAGCAGCGAGCAAGAAGCAGAAGCACAAGCAGCAAAAAAGUCGUCCGAGGGGCAGCCACAGCAUGCCGUACGAGUCGAUGCACCAUCAUCAGUCGGCGGCCGCUGCCGUGGCCGCUGGCACAGCCCCCAACGGAAUGCUGGACGCCCUCAGUCUGCAGCUGCGCGAUGCGGAAAUGCGGCGCACAGAGAUCGAGCGGGCGCAUCAGGAAACCCUGGCACAAAUACGAAAUCUAAGCGGAAGCGCACGUCCCGAUGCCGAGGCGGUUGAGAAUCUGCAGUCGAGAGCCCGGGAACUGGAAAAGAAGGUUGCGCUGGAAAAUGUGCGCUGCGAGGAGCUGCAAAUCGAACUGACCUCGGCUCUGAAGGCCAAACAGGCGUCCCGCUCGGUCUGCUCUGGAAUGGUCGGCGUGUCCUCCGGAGGCGGAGCCACCAUUCCUACAUCAGCCAGCAGCUCCACCGUCACUUGGGCACCGACAAUCAGUCACCAGGACCAAGGCUCCGAGAUUGAUAUCAUAAUGGCAAAGAUUGAGCAGGAUAAUCGCGUGCUGGCCGAGCUGGAGCAGCCUCGCACCUCGGCCAGCGCCAGCAUGUCAGCAUUGCCGCCCAGUUCCAUGUUGAGCACGGUAAAUAGCGAAUUUAGAACCAUAUCAAAGAGUGAACUCGAAGAAGAACUGAACCGUUAUAAAAGGGCCGUUCUUGGCGGAAGUGGCGGAGGUGGUGGCGUUUCAGCUCUCUCCUCCGGCUAUUCAAGCCUGCCGCAGUCGUUGGCCUCUACGCUGCCCAAUGGCGGGGCAAGCACCAGCCUAAGCGGUACCAGCCUUGGCUCGCACAGCGUGGCCGCUGCUGCUGCCGUUGCCUCUGCUGGAUCGGGGGGUGUGACUGGGGGUGGUGGAACGGGAGGUUUAUCAUCCAUAUCGGCCCUGGUGCCCAACUCAAUCAGCGGCAUAUCCUCGAGUCUAAGCAGCCAUGCCAUACAAUCGAUGCAGUACGGAACCGGACAAACGUCCGUGGAGAAGCUGCUGAGCGGAACUAGUGGAAUCACUGGGAUUCCACCUCUGCCGGUAAAUAUUCACACGAUGAAGGCUAUGCCAACGGCAUUAAGUCAGCGCGGAACAAUACAGCUGUACAAUUUGCAGAGCACAACCAUGCCCCUCCUGUCACUCAACUCGCAUAACCUGCCGCCCGCCGGCUCGACCAGCUACUCGGCCCUGGGCGCCGGCGGCGGCACCUCGCUGACGCAUCCAACCAAUCUGGCCAAUCUUGGCCUGCUGGACACUGGCGCCCUCUUGGGUGCCACCGGUCUGAGCGGUUUGGGCGUGGGACCCGGUGCCGGUGGCAUUACCGGUGCCACAUCACUAUACGGUUUGAGCGGCGGCGGAGGUGCCAGUGGUCUGGGCAGCUCCUAUGGUCCGCCCUUCCUGGACGUCGCCUCGAGCGCCUCGUAUCCAUUCACUGCGGCAGCCCUGAGACAGGCUUCCAAAAUGAAGAUGCUAGACGAGAUCGAUAUACCGUUGACGCGGUAUAACCGCAGCUCGCCCUGCUCACCCAUACCGCCCAGCAAUUGGGGACUGGACGAGUUCACCGACGGCCUCAGUGUCUCCAUGAUGCACAACCGCGGCGGCCUGGCACUGGGUGCCCUUGACUUGGACACUCGCAAUCAUGGGUUAAAUGGAGCCAGUGAACCGCAGGUGGAUAUGCUGGAUAUUCCUGGAAAGGGGCGCUGCUGUGUGUUCAUAGCCCGUUUUCCAUAUGAUCCGCCAGAUGUUCAUAAUGAAUUCCUUUCCAUGCCUUGCAGGGAGGCUGAGGGCGAGCUCUCCCUGUGCGCCGGCGACUAUCUGCUGGUGUGGACCAGCGGGGAGCCACAAGGUGGCUACCUGGAUGCCGAACUACUGGACGGACGACGCGGCCUUGUUCCGGCCUCUUUUGUGCAGCGUUUAGUAGGCGACGACCUCCUGGAGUUCCAUCAGGCGGUGCUGUCGACGCUGCGCGAUGCCGAGGACGGAUCGAUGCAGUGCGACACCACAUCGCUACCCUCCUUGCCGCCGCACAACCCAUUGCUCACACACACCCACGAGGACCUGGCACGUUUGAGUGAGACGCACACCGAUCUGGAGCACGACCAGGACGACAUUAGCGACAAUGUUCCAGCACCCAAGCACUUGACGCUGGAACGGCAGCUGAACAAGAGCGUGCUCAUUGGCUGGUCACCGCCGGAGCCAGUGGGCUACAACCUCAUCGACAGCUACCACGUCUACGUGGACGGCGUGCUCAAGGUCACCGUGAAGGCCAACGAACGCACACGAGCGCUUAUCGAGGGCGUUGACUCCACGCGGCCGCAUCGCAUCAGCGUGCGGAGCGUGACUCAAAACCGACAGACCUCGAGGGAUGCCGCCUGCACGAUGAUCAUUGGGCGGGAUACCGCCCACCUGGGCCCCUCGGCGGUGCGCGCUUCGCACAUAACGUGUUCCUCGGCGGUCAUCUCAUGGCUGCCGGCCAACUCCAAUCACCAGCAUGUGGUGUGUGUGAACAAUGUGGAGGUGCGCACCGUCAAGCCGGGCAUGUACAGGCACACGAUCACGGGCUUGGCGCCGAGCACCCAAUACCGGGUGACCGUGCGUGCCAAGCACCUGCGGGCCGUGGGCCAACAUGCCGCGAACGUGGGCCAAACAGGUGUAGCCGGCAGACCUGGUCAGGAAGAGGCGCCCGGAGCGUACGCUGACUUCCGUACCCUGACCAAGGGACUGCCCGAUCCGCCACAGGAGAUUCAACUAGAGGCCGGCCCGCAGGAUGGUACCAUUCUGGUGACAUGGCAGCCGGUUAACAGGCCCACCUCGACGGGGCCUGUAACCGGCUAUGCUGUGUAUGCCGAUGGUAAAAAGGUCACCGAUAUCAACUCGCCCACCGGUGACCAUGCCCUCAUCGACAUUGGCAAACUGGGUGUCUUUAAUCCACGCGCCGUCACCAUUCGCACCAAAUCCCGCGACUCCCAGUCGGCAGACAGUGCGCCCAUCUUGAUACCAAAUACCGUGCGAAAUGCCGUGGCCCGAAGGGUGCCUAACCAAAUGGGCAUGGGUCCACAGUUGCCGCAGGGACCGCAUGGGAUGCAGGUGCAGCAGCAGAUGGGUGGAAUGCCUGGACUGCCGGGUCAACAAGGUCAGAAUAUGAUGGGUCAGCAGGAUCAUGGCCAGUACGAUCCCAAUCAGAUGCAGCAGCAGCAGCAGGGCAUGCAACCGCAGCCGGGUCAGCCGGGUCAUCAGCCUGACGGAGGCUCCGGAUUGUUAGGUGGCCUGCUCGGUGGCCUCUUCUCGAAACCCACACAGAAUCAAGUGAACCAGAAUGGCUAUCAACCAGGGGCACCAGGAGCGCAGCGGGGCAUGGUCCCGAUUCCGGGCAGGGCGCAGGGACCACAGCAACAGCAGCAGCAACAGCCCUACGGACCCCAGGGUUCCAUGGGUGGGCCACGCUUUCGAGGACCAGUUCCGGGCCAGCUUAAUAUGCAGGGCCAGCAAAUGCAGGGUCAAAUGCAGGGUCAGAUGCAAGGUCAGAUGGCGGGUCAAAUGCCUGGACAGAUGCCUGGACAGAUGUCUGGUCAAAUGCCUGGUCAAAUGCCUGGACAGAUGCCCGGACAAAUGCCCGGACAAAUGCCCGGACAAAUGCCCGGACAAAUGCCUGGCCAGAUGAUGGGACCACGAGGACCGCUCAAUCAGCAGCAGCAACAACAGCAGCAGCAGCAGAUGCAGCAGGGCCAACAGAUGAUGCCAGGCCAACAGCCUGGACAACAGCAGACACAACCCGGACAGCCGGGUCAGGCCGGCCAAAUGCCCGGGGCCCAGAAGAAACCCCGCUAUUUCGUGGCCAUGUUUGACUAUGACCCAUCCACGAUGAGUCCCAAUCCCGAUGGCUGCGACGAAGAGCUGCCCUUCCAGGAGGGCGAUACGAUCAAGGUAUUUGGUGAUAAGGAUGCCGAUGGCUUCUACUGGGGCGAACUGCGUGGUCGCAGGGGAUAUGUACCGCACAACAUGGUCUCGGAGGUGGAGGACACUACUGCCUCUUUGACAGCCGGCGGACAGAUGCCCGGCCAGAUGGGCCAGGGUCAGGGUGUCGGCGUGGGUGGUACUGCCCAGGUGAUGCCCGGCCAGGGAGCUCCGCAGCAGAGCAUGCGCAACGUAAGCCGCGACCGCUGGGGCGACAUCUAUGCCAAUAUGCCGGUGAAGCGGAUGAUCGCGCUCUACGACUACGAUCCCCAGGAGUUGAGUCCCAAUGUGGAUGCCGAGCAAGUGGAAUUGUGUUUCAAGACGGGCGAAAUCAUACUCGUUUACGGUGAUAUGGAUGAAGACGGUUUCUACAUGGGCGAACUGGACGGCGUGCGCGGCCUGGUGCCGUCGAACUUCCUGGCCGAUGCGCCCGAUCAGUACAACAACCAGAUGGGUCCGGGCGGUGUGGCCGGCAGAGGUGGUCUCAGCCAGCGGGGCAGGGGUCAGGGGCCAGGAGCGAGGGGUCCACCGCCCCCGCCACGUGACAACAUGAUGCCCGGAAUGGGCGGUCGCGGCCAACCGGGCAAAAAUGCUCGCCCUGCUUCCCCUACACUGUUAGACAACACGGGCCAUCCUGCCCCCGAUCACCAAACGCAGGGGAUGAUCGGUCGCGUUGGUAAUGUCGGCCUGCAGCAGCAGCAGCAGCAACAGCAGCAGCAGCAGCAACUCCAACAGCAGCAGCAGCCGUAUGGUCAGCAACAGACGCAGAUGGGACAGCAGCAGCAGCAACAACAGCAAAUGGGACAACCUGGAAUGAUGGGUCAGCAGAUGGGUCAGCCGAUGGGUCAGCAGAUGGGCCAGCAGAUGGGACAGAUGGGUCAAAUGGGUCAGAUGGGUCAACAGCAGCAACAGCAGCAACCGCCGGUAACGACACAGGCGCAAACGGGUGGCCUCUUCUCCGGUGCGACUAGCCUGCUCUCUGGUGCUACCUCGGCUGCCACCGGUGGUCUAUUUGGGUCGAAGCAACCGCCCAAGACGGAUCCAAUGCAACCACAAGGUGGUGUGCAGCCAGCGCAGCAACAAGCAAAUGCCUUCGGUGCCCAGCAGCCCGGCAUGGGUAUGCAGCAGGGGGGAAUGCAGCAGGGGAUGCAGCAGGGGAUGCAGCAGGGUAUGCAACAGGGGAUGCAACAGGGGAUGCAACAACCGGGCAUGCAACCCGGUAUGCAACAGGGUAUGCAACCCGGUAUGCAACAGCAGCAGCCACAGCAACAACAAGUGCCACCGCAAGCCCAGGCUCCGCCACAAGGACCGGGCGCCGGUCUGCUGGGCGGCCUUAAGGGUAUCGCGGCAGCGGCGCCCGGCGGCGAUGUCCUAUCGAAAGGCAAAGACCUCUUCGGAAAAUUCGGGUUCGGCUUUGGCAAAUAACCCCGGUCAUUCUAUAGGGUCCUGUUAUAUUAUUCGUAGAUUAGACUUAUUAUUACUAUUAUGAUUAUGAUUAUUGCUAUUGAUUACGGAUUACUAAGCUAAUAUAUAAAGAAAAAAAAAAACACAGACGAUGAUGAUUAGAUCGAGGAGGACAGACAAACCAAUGCUAAAGUUAAAAGAAAAACCCAUACUUUUAGGCCCAGGCUGUGGGCCAAUGUGUGUAUGUUGUUGUUGUUGUUGUUGAUAUGAAUAUGAUAUGAUAUGACUAAUAGUACUAAUGGUAAUAUUUUUUAUUAAUUAAAUUGAUAGAAAUAUUAUGAGUGACCGACAGACAACAGCAGCAUCGGCCUAACAGCUGGGCCAAAAAAAACCAAAAACAACAAAAAGCCACAAGCCCAGAUAAAUUGUUGUAAAAUUAUUUAACAAAUUGCCUGCCGGUUUAGGUGACUGCAACUCGAUAAAAGAUUCCACUAACCCAUUUAAAGGAUAAAGCUCUAUAUAAUGCAUAAACCAACACACACACACACACUGAGACACAUACAGAUGCAAUACACACUCACAUAGAUACUGAGAACACAGAUAUAUUAUACAAAAAAAAAAAAGAAAAACCAAUACAAAUACAAAAGUAAGGGAGGAGAAAUAUAUUAUAUACAUACAUUAUAUUUACAAUUAUUUGUUAACGCACAUUGUUAAAUUUGCUACUGUUGCUGACCAGUUUAUAAAUAAAAACCAAACCGGAUGGUAAGGAGGAGAAGAGAAAAGGAGUAUAGAGGAGAGAAGAUAAAGCAAACACAUAAGGUAAACUAAAACCAAAAAAAAACAUAAACAUAAACAUACAUAUAUUAUAUGUAUAUAUUUCAAAUAUAUUGAAAACUAAAUUGAGAUACACUAUAAAACUUACAUUUAUAAAUCAAAAAACAAAAACAAAAACACAACCGAAUGUUGAGCAAUGUCAGGCAGGCGAAAUGAUGAGGCCGAACCAAAAAACAAAAAACCAAAAAAAAAAAACAAAAAUAUAAAUAAUGAAGAAGAAGACGAUACAUACAUUAAAGUAAAAUAAAUAAAUCGAUAUGGUACAUAUUUACAUAUAUUCGCAUAUACUAAAUACGAUUUCGCAUUCAAAAGCCAACCUCCAAUCGGGCGCAUUUCCAAGACAAGGCGACCUUGACUUCCAGUCCAGCACAAGAAGCUAACUUUAAUCCCUUGAACAUCCCCACCCCCCAUGCCUUCUUUUCAAUCCAGUGAUAGCCGAAGCCAAAAUUUCUAUCUCUUAAUUCCUAGUAAAAACUUUCCCCCCUUUUCUCACGACUGCUCGACUCAAAAACUUCUCUUUAUUCUAUGCAACCGAAAGAAAUUUUGUUCAGUGUUUGAUGUCCAUAGAAGCCAUAUGCGAUAAAAUAUCAGUGUAACUUAAAGCAAACCAAAGACCAAGAGAGAGAUCUACUCCUACAUACAUAUAUAUAUAUAUAUAUAUAUAUAUAUAUAUGGGAUACCCAACAAAAUGGCAAAUACAAAGCAAAUAUAAUGUACUAAGCACAAGAUCGUAGCAUUAGACCCUGGAGACAUGUUCACUAAAUUCAGCAAAAAGGAGACUUUUCCACAACCUUCUUUAGCCACUUAAGCCGCCGCCCCUAUUGCUUUUCUUACCAACUUUCUAUCGCUAUCUAACCCUAACUUUUACCUAACCAAAAGUACACAUACCUUUUCGAUUGUUAUUUUAAAUACUACCAAUUAACAGAUAGUUAGUUACUCGCCUAUGCCGCAUACUUACGACUACUUCUGUUCUCCUCUCGUGGAAACUUUAUGCUUUAUUAUCCGAUACGAUCCGAUCCGAGAGAGAGAAUGAAAAUUUGCAGAUAGUCAAGGUGUUUCCUAAUGUUUGAAAAUUGCUUUGACUCAGCCCUCAUGAUACACACUCAGCAUAACACAGACAAAUACAUUGCGUACCUCUUGCUUUACGAAAAUACAAAAUACAUUCAAGAAAUGGAAAGUAUAAAGAUAACAAAAACCAAAAAAAAACAAUUAUAUUAAUGACAAAAUUUACCAAACAAAUAUAUUAAACAAGGCAUAUUUAAAGAGCGCAUAGAGAGUUGCAUAUGUACAUGUGCUUGGCCGGCAAACAAGACAACAUAAUUGUGAGCAAAUGAUUACUUUAGACACACACACUUACCACAACUGAUACAUAGUUACACUGCAAAAUGCAAAUUGCAAAUUGCAAACUGCAAUACCGAACACUGUAAAUUGUAAACUGGCAAAAACAAAAAACAUAUAGUAGAGAAGGGCUGUUAUAGCCAGAAAAUGUUGAUCGAGAAUGACUUACCGAAAUCGAAACAAGCGUUAACUUUUCCCACGUAAACGAUUUAAAUCUAACAAUCAAAUCAAGUCACUGUAUUAUUCAGCCACAUCGGAUAGACAAUUACAAUCUACAAGCCUAACUUCGGCAACCACCGAAGCCGUGAUGCCUACGUAAACCGGAAGAUAUAUCAUAUUCGAAUUUACAAGGGCACAGCGGAAAUACACACACAAAUACAAAUACAAACAGCAGACAAACACACUUACACACACACUCUCUCUAUAAUCAUUUACUAGACACCUACCUAUACAAGUAUACAAGAACAGUUUAUUUCCUCGGAAACAAAGCGAACAAUAUAGAAUAAAUGAAAUUAAAUUCCCAUUAAACACACACACUGGCAAAAAAAAAAAUGAUAAUGGCAAAAAAACGAGUACUAUGCAAUAUGAAAUGGAUAAAACAAAAACCAAAAAAACAAAAAAAAUACAAAUGAAAACCAACUAAAUUGUUAUACUGUAUUAUUAUACUUUUUCUAUAAAUUAUAAUUUCCUUAUUGAACGACAAAAAAGCGAAAAAAAUAAUAAUUAAACAACAAUUUCAAAGAAAAAAAAAUCAAAAACGCAGCAUUUCAAUUGCCUUAAUGAGGCGUUUCUUCAAUUUCAGUGAUAUUACUCAUACGACACGUA